This is a messenger RNA of Dothidotthia symphoricarpi CBS 119687, 1272 nucleotides long. RefSeq lists its product as uncharacterized. Gene Ontology annotation, molecular function: O-methyltransferase activity. The record is from RefSeq and is a predicted model, not a curated record. NCBI's taxonomy places the organism in Eukaryota, Fungi, Ascomycota, Dothideomycetes, Pleosporales, Dothidotthiaceae. Bases 1 to 1272 code for a protein of 423 amino acids. The transcript has 4 exons.
AUGGGGAACGACUUUGUUUCUGAAGAGGAGUUGGAAACGAGGAGCGUCUCUCAACUGGCCAGUCAAAUCAUGCAUGAAUGUUCAACAAUGGAGAUACAGUGUGAGAGAGACAGUAUUUCUCCGCCUAGCAUGCUAGCAGGCACAAGCACGGCUUUCUGGUCAGAAGUAGCACCUACCCUUGCCGCCUCUCGGGAAAAGGCGCUUGGCUUGUUGGAAAAACUCACUAUGCUUUUGCAAGGGCCUCACAGAUUUCUUCAUGGAUUUGUCGCUCACAACUGGGACCACGGUGCGCUUUACGCCUUUCUGCAGUCACCGGCGCUAGAACAUAUAGUUUCUUCAGGGGGUAGCGCCUCUAUUUCUAGCCUAUCGACCGUAUCUGGAAUCCCUGAUGACAAAAUGGCGCGUAUACUUGCUCUACUGCGGUGCAGAAACAUCGUCCAUGAGUCUGAAAAAAAUAUCUUUACCCUGACUGCUGUGUCAGAGGAGCUAGUAAAAGAUGAAGAUUUCCGGGCUUGGGUUGAGUUCCAGCUGUUUGAGACGCGGGUGGCAAGUGCUCAUCUUGCGCAGGCGCUUACUAACAAGCCAAAUGAUCAUAUAACAGGCACCUCAGGUUUCAAACAAGGAUGGGGCUUCGAGAUGUACGAUUGGCACUCUGGCCACAGUGAAAAGGGUGAUCGAUUUCCCCGAGCCAAGAAAGGAGUUUCUAAGUCCCUGGAUCCGGCUGACUCCUUGUUUCGAAAAAACAUUCAACGUGACCCUCCUUCAGGAUUCACCAGCGUCGUCGAGGCAGGUGGGAGGUAUAGUUUCGCUUCUAUUCCACUUGCGGAGGAGAGACCAGACCUUUCGUUCGAAAUCCGCUGUGACUCGCAAGACUUCUUGCGACGCGGAGAGGCCCUCGUCGGUCCAUCCUCCAAGGAUCGCAUUGCGUUUACCACUGUAGCCUCCCUGUCAGAUCCACCCCCCACUGGUGAUUCUACCAGCGUUUUCGUAUACGUCAUCCGCAAUGUUUUCUGGAACUGGACGGACGGUGAUGCAGUUAAACUCCUCCAUGCGUUGUUGUCUACACUUAAAGCCGCGCCAUCUACACGUAUUCUGGUCACAGACAGCGUGUCACCAGUACCUAAACAGUUUCCACCACACGUUGAAAUUGCAUAUCGAAGACGGGACAUUACCACUAUGGCGAUGCACAACGUGAAGCAAAGAACGCAAGUAGAGUGGCUCGAGAUGUUUUCACGGGUUGAUCCAGGCUUGAGUGUGAGUCUCUCUGCAUGA